UCAAUUGAGUUCCUUUUGUGAUUUGUCAAAGAGUGGACGUACAAUAUUUAUUUAAGAAAAAAAGAAAAUUAAUUAUAAAAUUCAUUAUUAAUAAAUUACAACAAAUAAUUGUGUGCUCAUAAUAAUUAAAAACACCGCUAAGAAAUAAACAAAAAACGGAACCAAGUGAAACUUGUUGCAUAAAAUUUUAAAAUAAACUAAAUAUUUAUACCUAUAAAGGAUUAAGUAAAACAUGAGAACUUCUACUGUCGGCCGUUAUGCUUUGCGUUUGACUUUUGGACAGCCCUCCGCUCAAACAGCAACUAGCAGCAGUCUCACAACUUCUGCCAGUCCUGAUCGCGUCAUAACUCGUUCAGCUACCUGUUUGGCUUUGUUGGGUAUUGCUAUGUCCUCAUUCAGCCUUAAACAAAUGUUGGCCAGCAGCGCUAACUCCUCUUCCAGAGUGCCAUUUCGCAAAUUUUAAAUGUUAAAAUGAAUUGAAAGUGUUUUACUUCGCUUUCUAAAAAUUUUUUUAAAAUUUAAUUUAACAUUAAUUCGUUUUGAACGGGAAUGAAAGAAGCGUGUGGUGUGUUUAAGAAACCGAAAUUGUAAACGUUCUCAGCAAAUCCAAACACCCCUUAUUAAGGACUCCAGAAAGCACAACAAUGAACGUUUAUCACAAUAUACUAUAAUGAAAAAGGAAAGAAAUGAAAUUAACCAAUAAUUUGAUUAUGACGAAGCUGAAGCUCACCAGUAAAAAGGCCAAUAAUAUUAAAAUGAGAAACUAACAAAAAAAAAUUCGCAUCAACUCUAAAAUAAAAAGCAACCACGAUUAAGUUGAUUUUGUAAAAUUUAACUGUAAAUGUAUUGUACGGAAAGAAAACAAAAGAGAUGAGAGAAGGGAAUGAUGAUUCCAAUUUAUUAUUAUUUUUUCUUUAAAUCUAAAUAAGCAAUACUUUAUUAUUUUUUUCCAAAAAUUCUGUAAACACAUUAGACUUGGCUUUUAAUGCGUCCAAAGCUAAGAAUUAUUUUUUUUAUUUUAAGUCAUUAUAAAUCAUUUAUUCACCCAUAUAUAGUUUACUAUUAUUUUAGUUUGUAAUCUAAACUUAUACAUUUAAGUAGGGCUGCAUGUUUUUACAUUAACAAUUUCAUUAUUAUAUCUUCUUAGCUGAGUACAAAACAAGUCUGCUUGUUUUUUUGAUUUUUGGACUAACAUUUCUUUCUCUAUUUCUUUAUUGCUAUUCUCCAUCCACUAACAAAAUUUAGUUGUCUUUGUUGCAACAUAUUAGUAAAAUUAAAGAAAGACAAAAUUAUGUUGUUAGUAUAUUUUAUUUCAAAAUUUAUUCAUUUUAUUUGAUUUUUUUUUUUAUUUUAGUACAAUCUUUUUUUUAUUACAUUAUUAUAGUUUUUUGUUGUAUACAAAUUUUGUGCAUAUUAAUAAUGAAAAUUUCUUUUAAUAAAAGUAAUUUGAUUUUAACUGAAAAAAACAAUCAUCAGUUUUACUUUUUUUUCUUUAAAUAAAUAAUAAAUAUAUUCCCGAUUUUUUAUUAUAUUCGAACGUUUUAAAUGUUUUUUUCUUAAUAAACUAUAAAAAAGUGAUUUUAAAAUUUUAAAAAUAAAAUAUAUUUUAAAAUACUUACAAUUGAUUACAAUAUAUAAAUAAAUAUGAAUCUAAUCUGAAAUAAUUAAAAA
Messenger RNA from Calliphora vicina (urban bluebottle blowfly), 1671 nucleotides. RefSeq lists its product as uncharacterized. The record is from RefSeq and is a predicted model, not a curated record. The transcript has 3 exons. NCBI's taxonomy places the organism in Eukaryota, Metazoa, Arthropoda, Insecta, Diptera, Calliphoridae. The coding region runs from base 233 to 463 and encodes 76 amino acids.